Otolemur garnettii (small-eared galago) is the source of this 3751-nucleotide messenger RNA. RefSeq names its product integrator complex subunit 3 (gene INTS3). The coding region runs from base 558 to 3683 and encodes 1041 amino acids. The transcript is spliced from 30 exons. The record is from RefSeq and is a predicted model, not a curated record. NCBI's taxonomy places the organism in Eukaryota, Metazoa, Chordata, Mammalia, Primates, Galagidae. Gene Ontology annotation, cellular component: cytoplasm.
CCUUCCACCAUGGCUGCCUGCGUAUGGUGUUACAGGGAGACGCUGGUCCUCCGUGUCCUCCUAUAGCGCUUACUGCCUCACCUUCACCUCCUAAGGGCCGGAUCCAAAGGAGCCUCACUCCCCAGCCCUCAGGGCACCGGCCAAGAAGGCUUCCUAUACCCUGCUUCAGGGGCAGGACUACUCCCCCCUCCCCCACCAGGAAAAGGGGUAAAAACUUAAGGUUUUCUCUUCUCUAGGUCAGAAGCUCUUAGGGUCCAUUUCUUCAGGGGCGGAGGCCUCUGCUCCCCUCCCGUAGGAGCGCAGACCUCGACCCCACCAUACUCUGGUGCUAACGGCUUCCCUUCAGCAGCGCCGCUGCAGAGCCGGGACCCAGAGCACCGCCGCCUUCGCCCGCUCCGCACGCGGCCUUGGAGAGAGGUGUGGGGGGACCGGGCCUUUGCCCUGCUCGCCCGCAGCGUGCUCUUCUGGCCCCCGGCCCUUAGCAACCCGGAGUUCCCCAUUUCUAGGACUUUCCACCCAUCCACUCCCUGACCUCUUCCUGUCUCCUGGCUGCAGCCAUGGAGUUACAGAAGGGAAAAGGGACGGCAGCAGCAGCUGCUCCGGGAGCGGCGGGAGGUGGAGGAGGAGGAGCGGGAGCAGGAGCCCCAGGAGGGGGGAGGCUGCUACUUUCAACCAGUUUGGAUGCCAAGGAUGAGUUAGAGGAGAGGUUGGAAAGGUGUGUGAACGUUGUGACGUCGAUGACUGCUGGUGUCUCUGAGAGAGAGGCCAAUGAUGCCCUCAAUGCCUAUGUGUGCAAGGGCCCUCCCCAACAUGAGGAGAUCUGCCUGGGCCUCCUUACUCUUGUUCUCACUGAGCCUGCCCAAGCCCAGAAGUGUUACCGGGAUCUGGCUCUGGUGAGUCGUGACGGCAUGAAUAUUGUCCUGAAUAAAAUCAACCAGAUACUUAUGGAGAAGUACCUGAAGUUACAGGAUACCUGUCGUACUCAGCUGGUGUGGUUGGUACGGGAACUAGUGAAGAGUGGGGUUCUGGGAGCCGAUGGUGUUUGCAUGACAUUUAUGAAGCAGAUAGCAGGUGGAGAUGUUACAGCCAAAAAUAUCUGGUUGGCAGAAAGUGUCCUGGAUAUCCUGACAGAGCAGAGAGAGUGGGUGCUAAAAAGCAGCAUCCUCAUCGCCAUGGCCAUUUACACUUACCUCCGCCUCAUCGUGGACCACCAUGGGACUGCCCAGCUCCAGGCCCUGCGGCAGAAGGAAGUGGACUUCUGCAUCUCACUGCUUCGGGAGCGGUUCAUGGAAUGUUUGAUGAUUGGUCGAGACCUCGUAAGACUACUUCAGAAUGUUGCCAGAAUACCAGAAUUUGAACUGCUUUGGAAAGAUAUUAUCCACAACCCUCAGGCUUUGAGUCCUCAGUUCACAGGUAUCCUACAGCUUCUUCAGUCAAGAACAUCCCGAAAAUUCUUAGCAUGUCGUCUAACCCCAGACAUGGAGACUAAGCUCCUCUUCAUGACGUCCCGGGUACGGUUUGGUCAACAAAAGCGCUAUCAGGACUGGUUCCAGCGCCAGUACCUGUCGACUCCAGAUAGUCAGUCUCUGCGCUGUGACCUCAUCCGCUACAUUUGUGGGGUGGUCCACCCUUCUAAUGAAGUGCUGAGUUCAGACAUCUUGCCCCGCUGGGCCAUCAUUGGUUGGCUCCUGACCACGUGCACAUCAAAUGUUGCUGCCUCUAAUGCCAAGCUGGCUUUGUUUUAUGAUUGGCUAUUCUUUAGUCCAGACAAGGACAGCAUUAUGAACAUAGAGCCAGCCAUCCUGGUCAUGCACCACUCCAUGAAGCCCCACCCUGCUAUCACUGCCACGCUCCUGGACUUCAUGUGCCGUAUUAUUCCCAACUUCUACCCACCCCUGGAGGGCCACGUGCGGCAGGGCGUCUUCUCCUCCCUCAACCACAUUGUGGAGAAGCGGGUCUUGGCACACCUGGCCCCGCUGUUUGACAAUCCUAAAUUGGACAAAGAGCUUCGGGCAAUGCUGAGAGAGAAGUUUCCUGAGUUUUGCAGCUCACCCUCCCCACCUGUGGAAGUUAAAAUUGAGGAACCAGUUUCCAUGGAGAUGGACAACCAUAUGUCGGAUAAGGAUGAGAGCUGCUAUGACAAUGCGGAGGCAGCCUUCAGUGACGAUGAGGAGGACCUCAACAGCAGAGGGAAGAAAAGAGAGUUUCGCUUCCACCCUAUCAAGGAGACCGUUGUGGAGGAGCCAGUUGAUAUCACCCCUUACCUGGACCAGCUAGAUGAGUCCUUGCGGGACAAAGUGCUCCAGCUACAGAAGGGAAGUGAUACAGAGGCCCAAUGUGAGGUCAUGCAGGAAAUCGUGGACCAGGUCCUGGAGGAAGACUUUGACUCAGAACAGUUGUCUGUCCUUGCUUCCUGCCUGCAGGAGCUCUUCAAGGCUCACUUUCGAGGGGAGGUGCUGCCUGAGGAGAUCACCGAGGAGUCCCUGGAGGAGUCUGUAGGAAAGCCUCUCUACCUAAUAUUUAGGAACCUGUGCCAGAUGCAGGAAGACAACAGUAGCUUCUCUCUGCUUCUUGACCUUCUUUCCGAGCUAUAUCAGAAGCAGCCCAAGAUUGGCUACCACCUGCUCUACUACCUGCGGGCCAGCAAAGCUGCUGCAGGGAAGAUGAACCUGUAUGAGUCAUUUGCCCAAGCCACUCAGCUGGGUGAUCUGCACACCUGCCUGAUGAUGGACAUGAAGGCCUGCCAAGAGGACGACGUGCGCCUGCUGUGCCACCUCACACCCUCCAUCUACACGGAGUUCCCAGAUGAAACCUUGAGGAGUGGAGAGCUACUGAACAUGAUCGUCGCUGUCAUUGACUCUGCACAGCUCCAGGAGCUGGUCUGCCAUGUGAUGAUGGGGAACCUGGUCAUGUUUCGAAAAGAUUCAGUCCUCAACAUUCUCAUCCAAAGCCUGGACUGGGAAACCUUUGAGCAGUACUGUGCCUGGCAGCUCUUUUUGGCCCACAACAUCCCCCUGGAGACCAUAAUCCCUAUCCUUCAGCACCUCAAAUACAAGGAGCACCCAGAGGCCCUGUCCUGCCUACUGCUGCAGCUCAGAAGAGAGAAGCCCAGUGAGGAGAUGGUGAAGAUGGUGCUGAGCCGGCCCUGCCACCCUGAUGAUCAGUUCACUACCAGCAUCCUGCGGCACUGGUGCAUGAAGCACGAUGAGCUGCUGGCCGAGCAUAUCAAAUCCUUGCUGAUCAAGAACAACAGCCUUCCUCGCAAGAGACAGAGCUUGAGGAGCUCCAGCAGCAAGUUGGCCCAGCUGACUCUGGAGCAGAUCCUGGAGCACUUGGAUAACCUGCGGCUCAACCUGACUAACACAAAGCAGAACUUUUUUAGCCAGACCCCAAUCCUCCAGGCGCUGCAGCAUGUCCAGGCAAGCUGUGAUGAAGCCCACAAGAUGAAGUUCAGUGACCUCUUCUCCCUGGCGGAGGAAUAUGAAGACUCUUCCACCAAACCACCCAAGAGCCGGCGAAAAGCAGCUCUGUCCAGCCCUCGAAGUCGGAAGAAUGCCACACAGCCCCCCAAUGCGGAAGAGGAGUCUGGCUCCAGCAGCGCUUCGGAGGAAGAAGACACAAAGCCGAAGCCCACCAAGCGGAAACGAAAAGGGUCCUCCGCAGUGGGCUCUGACAGUGACUGAGGCCCUGUGGUCCCCACCCCAGUUGGAAGGCUCUCUACUCUUUGCUGAGUCAAAGGCUGAUAGGGGCU